This is a messenger RNA of Ictalurus punctatus (channel catfish), 6352 nucleotides long. It is a transcript of the gene gja8a, whose product is annotated as gap junction protein alpha 8 paralog a. Gene Ontology annotation, biological process: cell communication. Gene Ontology annotation, cellular component: connexin complex. The transcript is spliced from 2 exons. NCBI's taxonomy places the organism in Eukaryota, Metazoa, Chordata, Actinopteri, Siluriformes, Ictaluridae. The record is from RefSeq and is a predicted model, not a curated record. The coding region runs from base 783 to 3908 and encodes 1041 amino acids.
CUCUCUCUCUCUCUCUCUCUCUCUUUAUUGUUAUGUGUGAACUUCCUCUCAAAUAUCAUAAAUUUUCCUUUAUCACAAGACCACUGACCUCACCUUCAACACCCCGCUUUCCUGUGGGUGAGUGCUUAGUUUAAUUAUUACUGCAAUUUUCCUGGGGUUUUUUUUUUUUUUUUUUUUUUUUUUUUUCCACCACAAGACCUUUGCUCUCAGAUGCAGACAUGGCUCUUAAAUAAGAUUAUCUGAGGUAAUGUGUUGCAACACUCAUUCCUGUACAUAUUUAUCGCUCUAUUGCUGUUUAUUUUUCUAUACAUUCACUGUUAAUGUUACAGUACAGUACAGUACAGUACAGUAGAGUUAACCUUUCUUUUCGGAAUAGAAAAGAACCUACAAGGGGAAUUCAUACACUGUUUUUUAUAUGAUCUCUGGGUCUAUGCAGUAAGGGGGUCCUGUCCCUCUGGGCGCAGGUCUGUUGAGCCUAUUGUCUCCUGCAGUUCCACACGUGGUCCAGUGCACAAAGGGCGUCUGGCUGGAAGCUUAGACUUGAAAAGCAGCCAUCACAGCCCAUCCAUUCACAUCUGCUCACUGAGGCGACAAGGACUCAUAGUGAUGCUGGGUGAACAGGACAUCACAACAGCAGAUCACUUUGUCCUUGCGGCAGGGAGGAGAAACCAACUAAGCGACUGACCAGAACUCUAUUGGAGCCACUACUUUACCAAGGUUUCAACCGGGACUCAAUUCACCUCAGAGUUGACCUCUUAUACUUCUAGAGUUAAGAAUCCACCAUGGGAGACUGGAGCUUCUUAGGUAAUAUUUUAGAAGAAGUGAACGAACAUUCAACCGUAAUUGGCCGUAUUUGGCUUACAGUGCUCUUCAUCUUCCGCAUUCUUAUUCUUGGCACGGCGGCAGAGUUUGUCUGGGGAGACGAGCAGUCCGAUUAUGUGUGUAAUACAAAACAGCCUGGAUGUGAGAAUGUAUGUUACGAUGAGGCGUUCCCGAUCUCCCAUAUCCGCCUCUGGGUGCUGCAGAUUAUUUUUGUGUCCACGCCUUCGUUGGUUUACAUCGGCCAUGCUGUCCACCAUGUCCAAAUGUUGGAAAAACGCAAAGAGCGUGAGAAUACGGAGCUUCACCGCCAGCAAGAAGUGAACAGCAAACAACUUCCUUUUGCAGAAGACCAGGGAAGUGUUCACAUGACCAAGGACAAUAGCACUGAUGGGAGUAAAAAAAUUCGUCUUGAAGGCACUCUACUCUUCACGUAUGUAUGCCAUAUCAUCUUUAAAACGGUAUUUGAGGUAGGAUUUAUUGUGGGGCAGUACUUUCUGUAUGGCUUCCACAUCCUUCCACUGUAUAAGUGUAGUCGCUGGCCCUGCCCUAACACGGUGGACUGUUUUGUCUCACGGCCAACUGAAAAAACCAUCUUCAUCAUUUUUAUGCUAGUUGUUGCUUCUGUCUCAAUUCUCCUGAACGUUGUGGAGAUGAUCCAUCUAUGUUUGAAGAACAUUCAAUCUGGGUUCCGUCAGACAGCACCAGCCCAGGUUCAGACCCUUGUCUCUUCUGAGAGAAGCUUGCCGUUUGUUCCCUUUCAUAAGCCAAAAGGUUACAGGCAACUUGAAGAGGAUAGAAAGGAGGGCGAGGUUGCACACAUCUACCCUCUAGCUGAAGCAGGUAUAGAGGAAGUCCAGCUUCUUUGUCUAUCUCAGGAGGUGGAGCAGAAAAGAACGAAUGCGGCAGUAGUACCUACAGCGCCCCCUGUGGAGGAGUCAGUGAUUUAUGAUGAGACAAUCCCAGCCUUUACUGAGAUCACCAAGGCUUUCCUUGAGCUACCACCAACCGAAGACGAGGAGAUAUGUAGAGAAGGGGAUGAGGUGGACAGUUCCAUACUUGUGAUUCCCUUGGAAGUGGUACUGGGAAGGAGAUCAGAAGAAGAAUGCAUGGAGGAGACUCAGACAAUUGGUGAUGUGAAACAAGGGGAUGUACAGCAAACUACAGAAUCCCUAGUUAGAAAAACCACAUUAAUAGAUGAACAAUCGGAUGUGGAGACUGAACCAGGACAGGGUGGAACAGAGGUUGUAGACGUUCUAGAAGAUUUUGAGGUAGUUGUAGAAGAUUCUGAAGAGGUUGAGAGAUUGGUAAAAGUACCAGAAAAUGUUGAGGUGGUUGUAGAAGUACUAGACAACGUUGAAGAGAUUGUAGGAGUUCCAGAAAAUGUUGAAGCAGUUGCAGAAGUACCAUUAAAUGUUGAGGAGGUAAUAGAAGUACCAAAAAUUGUUGAAGAUGUUGUAAAAGUUCCAGAAAAUAGUAAGGAUGUUGUUGAAGUACCUGAAAAUAUUGAGGAGGUUGUACAAUUGCCAGAAAAUUUUGAAGCAGUGGCAGAAGUACCAGAAAAUCUUGAAGCAGUGGUAGAAGUACCAGACAAUCUUGAAGCAGUGGUAGAAGUACCAGACAAUCUUGAAGCAGUGGUAGAAGUACCAGACAAUCUUGAAGCAGUGGUAGAAGUACCAGACAAUCUUGAAGCAGUGGCAGAAGUACCAGACAAUCUUGAAGCAGUGGCAGAAGUACCAGAAAAUCUUGAAGCAGAGGCAGAAGUACCAGAAAAUCUUGAAGCAGUGGCAGAAGUACCAGAAAAUCUGGAAUCAGUGGCAGAAGUACCAGAACAUCUGGAAUCAGUGGCAGAAGUACCAGAAAAUCUUGAAGCAGUGGCAGAAGUACCAGAAAAUCUUGAAGCAGUUGCAGAGGUUCCAGGAAAUAUUGAAGCUGUUGGAGAACUACCAGAAAAUGUUGAGGUUGCAGAAGUACCAGGAAAUAUUGAGGCUGUUGUAGAAGUACCAGAAAAUGUUGAAGAUGUUCUAAACGUUCCAGAAAAUAGUAAGGAUGUUGUCGAAGUACCAGAAAAUAUUGAGGAGGUUGUACAGUUGCCAGAAAAUCUUGAAGCAGUGGUAGAAGUACCAGAAAAUGUUGUGGAGGUUGUAGAUGUACCAGAAAUAUUUAAAGAGGUUGUAGACGUACCAGAAAAUGUUGCGGUGGUUGUAGAAGUACUAGAUAAUGUGGAAGAGGUCGCAGAAGUAACAAACAAAAUUAAGGAGGUUGUAGAUGUUCAAGACAAAAUUGAGGAACUACCAGAAAAGAAUGAACUGGUGGUAGAAGUUGCAGAAAUGUUUGACAGCGUUGCAGAGGUUUCAGUAAAUGCUAACGGUGUUGUAGAAUUUCCAGAAAACAUUGCGGAGCUUGUCGAUGUUCAUGAAAACACCGAGGAGCUUGUAGAAAUUCCAGAAAAUCAUGAAAAUGUGGUAGAUGUUCCAGAAAAGGUUGAGGAGCAUGUGGAAUUUCCAUCAGAAUAUCCAGUGAGUAAAGAACUGUCCAAGACAGAAGAGCUUACAAUAGAAGCUAAGAGCUCCUCUGUAGAAGAAGAGAAAACUGUAGACCCCUUAUGGAAGGAGAAACCUUUAGAGGUGAUUAAAUCUUUAGGAGAGGAGCCUGUAUCUAGGAAAAUCAAGAGGUCAGAUAUACUAGAUGAUGCAGAGGAGACACUCAAUUUAGAGGUAAUUGCAGAGGUACCCGAAAUGGAAAAUUCAUCUAAGGUGGAGUCAGUAGACGAUGUCGUCAGAACAAAGGAAGUAGUAGACUUUAUUGAUGCUGUGGACACAGGGAAGUCAUUCAGAAAGAUGGGCAAUCCUGAGGAGGUUAAGAGCACUGGAGCCCAAGAUAGUCAAGGGAAAACUAGAGAUCCUGGAGUAGUAGAGAGUUUAGAAUCGGAGGUUAGGAUGCCAGAGAUACAGACACUCGAAGACACGAUUUCAGGCCCUCUCGUACCUCUGGAAUUAGCGGCAAAGGAGACCUUGGAAGAUACAAGACCGCCGAGCAGUCUUAGAAAAGCCAGCGGUAGAGCAAGGUCAGAUGAUCUUACAAUAUAACUAACAUGUUUACGUGAGCUAAAACAUAGAAAACAUCUUAAAACUAAAGAAAAAAAAAGAAUCAAAGGAACAAUAACCAGUAUUUUUGUUUUUAUUUUUCAUUUCAUCUCAAUGAAAAUCUUUGUUCAUUAGAGGCAUAUUUCUGAUAUUCGUGUUCUGUGUAUGCUGAGGUCCAACAUUCAAAAACAAUUGUUAGAUCAUGUUUAACUGGAAUCUAGAGCAAUCAUUAUUUUUUUUUAUACCCAAUGUACUGUACCUAAUGUUCACUAAUCAACAACAGUAUUUACUUCUUUAUGUUAUUUUUUAAAUUAAUAUAUUUUUUAUUUACUACUACUACUACUACUACUACUAAUAAUAAUAAUAAUAAUAAUAAUAAUGAGAAGAAGAAUUUAUUUUCACUUUUUAUGGCUUAAACCAAUUAUGUAUAUAUUGGAUUGAGUGACUUUAGUCUAUUUAUAUGCCAUCUAGGAGAAAAACCAGAUUUCAUAAAGGAAUUACAUUUUACAGGCGAGGUACAGACAGGUGAUCAAUCGCAGGGGAAAAAACAACAACAUUACGUCAUUUAGUAAUGUGUGGGGCCAUGGCAUUGAUUCUACAAAUCCACAAGAUAUUCACUCAGUUGCUGUUUCGAUGAUGGAGAACUCUCUGAAAUCUUUCACGAGUAUUCAGGCUGGAUAACAUAUAGCAUAUGAUUUUUUUGCCUUGCUGAUGAACACACUGGUCAGACCAAAAUCAUCAGAUAAAGCUCAUGAGUCAGAAUAACUGUGUACAGAUUUAUAGUGACUCUUCCCUCCAUUGGGACAAGUGGACACACACCAUGUCAAAUGCAGCAGCAGAACAGAGACACCCGUUCUUUCUAUAAUCUGAACUGUAGAUCUGCGCAUCUCUUUAAAUAACUUCUUCAUUGUUAUGUCCUUGAAAAGUAGUCAACGUGAUGCACCAUGCAUCGCUUAUUGUCUAACUAACCAGUUUAAAAAACGCUUUUGUCUUAGCAUUUAAUUCUCAAAAUAUGAAUCGAUUGAUUAUUCCAUUACAUUGCAGUUUCGUCAGGAUGAUAUUCCUACAUCGUGAAACGUUUGAUUAAAUUCCGAAUCAUUGGUCCAAUUGGACCCCCACCUCCCGUAAACACUUGACAUGGCAUAAUCUUGAACCUGAUCUCUGACUGAUGUGAAUAUUACCCACUAGAGGGUGCAAGAGGGUGCAGGACAAUUUGUUUUUUCUUUUUUUUUUUUCUCAAAUAAAGAACACAGUUCCAAGGAAGAAAAUCUCUACGAGUUUUUGAAGAAACAAUCCUUACGAGUAAUAUCCAUAAAUCAUAACAUCACUUGUUAACUGUCUAUGGUCUGUCUGUCAAAGUUUUGGUGUAAAUGAAAGUAUGAGGGCCAAAUACCAUCUGCCCCAGCCUCUCUAAAUUGACUCAGAAAGGCUUGUUGUAGGUACUAACCUGGAAAGAUAAUUAUUUAUAUGCAUUAUUUAUUGUUCAUUUCUGUAUUAUUCACUCUUAAUUGUGUUUUUAUAUAUGACUAUGAAUAAAGCGUUUGUCCGAUUUUGUUUUAUAGUUUAAUAUCAAAUGCAUAUCGGCUUGGCUUGUAUACUCUAUAUUUUCUAUGGUGUGUGUGUGUGUGUUAAAUUUGAUUUAUGCAGCUGAGGUUGUGUACUUUCUGAGCCUAUGCAUAUCUGUAAAGUAGUGAAUGCAACUCUGUAGAAAUACAAAGAAAGAUGUUGCUGUAAAGGUGUAAAGAAAAAUAAACAACCUCAUCUCAUUCAAAUCAGGUCAGACUACAGAAAUCACAGGGAGUCUUGGUUCAUUAUUCAUAAGCGUUUUUCAUCCCAACUUCUUCUUUGUCUACGGAAAAAACUCAGUCAGUGCUUCCCUCCUCUAACACGAUCUACAGUAUGGAGAGAAAACAUCUCACUUGUAGUGUAUUUGUAAUAACUGGGCCAUAACAAGAGGCACUUUUGAGAAAAAGCCCUGGAGAUUGUUCUUGGAACUCACCCAAAAUAGUCAAGAAACACACCGACUCAACCCAAAAUAUCAGUGUUUUAUGCAUCCCAAACAUGAUUGCUUUAAUAAGAAAGCAUUUGAGAAGAAGAUGAUUGAUCAGUACUCGGUCGUCCAGAAAUGAUACGGUUUUGUGUAGAGAAACAUUCUAAGCAGGAUAUGUUAUGUAGACAGCUUUUAGGUUGGAUACCGGUGGAAUUAACUAAAGAACAAACGCCGACGUCUUAUGGAACUCGACGAACUCGAAGAUUUAAUGAUCGUCUCAACGUUCCCAAAGAAUUUAUCCGGAAUUCAUCUUCAUUCAGGAUUUUGUCUUGUUAAAAAACACACAAAAUGUCCUUUAAUUAGAUUUGAUACAUGAAUACAUAUCGUUAUCCGCCCUGUACAUCAUUAAGGACAGUUGUGUUUUGUUACACAACUAAAUAAAAACUUAUAUGAUCAA